AUGACUACUCCUCCUCGAGCGUUCAUCCCUCUUGCCAUCUCGACGGACGGUACCCUGCAUCCUGACACCCUCCGCUUCAUCUGGUAUCUUGCGGACAUCAUUGCUCAGCGCUCGAUGCCUCUUGAGGAUGCGGCGUUUGGUCGGCACUUCGUGCCUGAUGACGGACCUGCUGCUGAGGUCUUGGCUCGCAAAUGCGCCGCCACCUAUCAGCGCCUCACCAUGCAGCUGACGCUGGAAGCGCUCUUGUCUGGUGCGAGGCGCAUGACGCCCUUGCGGGCGAAAGCACUCCUCGAGCCAGAGGACAGCUCCUCCUCGGACUUUGUCGAGUCGCCCGAGGAGUCUUCGCCGGAGGUCUCCGACUCCGAUGGGGGAAACCCUUCGAGUGGCCCCGACGAUGGGCGCGGAGCUGGCGACUCGGAGGCGUCUCCGUCCCUCACUGUGACGUCGGGUGCCUCCGGAGAGCUCGACACCACUGGGGUGCUUGCUGCUGGUCCGAGCUCGCCUGCUUCCUCCCCGGCAUCGGUCGGGCACACAGUCCACAGCGAGAAGCUGCACAAUCACACACAAAACACAAGCCCGAAAAGAACCAGCACUGCUGGCACCCAGACGCGGCAUCGCCAGCCCAAGCGCGAAGCCGCGCAGACAAGCAGCCUAAGGGCUGCUUGUCUGCGCGGCUUCGCGCUUGGGCUGGCGAUGCCGCGUCUGGGUGCCAGCAGUGCUGCUGCAACCGCCCCCAGCAGCCCUCGGAGGGCGGCGGCAACGGCAGAAACAGCAACGGCGGCGGCAGCCACAUCGCAGCUGCUGCAGCCGCAGCCGCAGCCGCAGCGCAGCGCAACACCACCGCCACCAGCAGCAACCGCAGCAGCCGCAGCGCAGCCGCAGCACCCGCGUCAGCAGCAGCAGCAACCGCAGCAGCAGCAGCAGCAGCAGCAACGCCAGCGUCAGCAGCAGCAGCAGCAGCAGCAGCAACACCAGCAACAGCAGCGACCACAACCGCGCGGGCCGAGGGAGCAGCGGCAGUCCGGCCAAUCGUCUCAGGAGUCUGAGCCUGCUCCUCCGCCGCGACCUACGCUGUCCCUCACCUCUGCGAGCGAGCGCCAACGACAGUUGGCGAUUCAUCAGUUCACUGCGGGUGACCUUCAUCGGGCGGUACGGACACUACUGAGCUCCGGCAUCUACAAGGCUGAAUCUUUCGCUGAUCUUCUUGCUGAAGCACAAGAGAAGUUCCCUGAUGGUGCGUCGCCUGCCUUUGGAAGUGCUUCCGCGGAUCAUCUCACCCAGCAAGCGCUUGCAGUGCUGCAGGUGGAUUUGACUGACAUCCUCGACACCACUAGCCUGAUCCAGGCGAUCAAGCGCUACAGCUCCUUUGCGGGGACCGAUGACCAAGG
This is a messenger RNA of Guillardia theta CCMP2712, 1388 nucleotides long. RefSeq lists its product as hypothetical. The record is from RefSeq and is a predicted model, not a curated record. NCBI's taxonomy places the organism in Eukaryota, Cryptophyceae, Pyrenomonadales, Geminigeraceae. The annotation marks the transcript as partial. The transcript has 4 exons.